Messenger RNA from Coccidioides posadasii C735 delta SOWgp, 1876 nucleotides. RefSeq lists its product as uncharacterized. The record is from RefSeq and is a predicted model, not a curated record. Lineage: Eukaryota; Fungi; Ascomycota; Eurotiomycetes; Onygenales; Onygenaceae.
UGGAUUCACAGAUUCUGUGCCUGGGGAGAAUUGCAAUUGCUUGCUCUCACUGCGUGUUUCCUGUGUCAGAUCAGUUCACUGCUCAAGAACCCCAUCGUCAGGCAUGACGGCAAGAAUCCAAACUAUGUCUCCGGUCCCAAGGCAACCAUUCGCUGUUUUGGGCGAAAGCCGCCUUCGAGCCGUCGAGAGCACCAAAAACCGCCAGAAUGGAACGCAUGCGUCUUCCCUGAAACGCUGUUUCGAUGCUGCCAAUCUUUCUGAUUCCGAGAACCUCGACCCGUUGUCUGGGGAAUCUCCGACCAAGAAAUCAAAAGAUCAAGUAGGCAGUGACACGCUGACGCCAAAAAGCAGAUUUCACACUCUGACGACCUCUGUCGAUCUGGAUAUUCCAGACAAGUCACUCGUUAGCACGCAAAUCUUACCUCGUGCUCUGACUACGUCAACUCCUCGACCAACGCCUCUCAGAGCUGCUGCUGGUUGCUCUGCGAGGUCGAGAGUGCCAAAAGCGUUUGCUCGUCGAAGUUCUGGCUUGCGUCGAGUUGAGCCGCCAUCACGUCUACAGCGCCAGGCCUCCCGUGCUCCUUUCUCUAUUUCAAACGCUCUCAGUAGGACAUUCAGCCUGUCAUCCUUUAACCCAGAUGGAAAAAUUACGCCCAAUGGUGGUGAGAGCCGCCGGAAGGCCUGGGAUUUUGAGAUCUAUGUGGAUAGCGAGCAAGAUGAAAUGGCGAAUUUGAUGGAGCAUUCAACUUGCGUACUUGAUAUCAGUGACGACGAGCAUAAAGCAGAAAAAUAUGGUCUGGGAAAGGAAAACAUUCCGCCGCCUGACUUCAGUCCCGAAACUUCCUCUGCUGGAACCGAAUCUCGGGUCGCCCCUACAUCUGAGAUAGUGGAAAUGACAGACAGGCCUCGCUCUCCCCUUGGCGAGUUAAACCCUAAAGAAUUCAUCCCAGAGGGCGAGGAUUCUUCUGCAGUUAUAGUGGUGGAAGUCGGUGAGGAUGAUGAAUCCGAGACUUCGUCAAGGCACCCAUCAUCCUCUGUUCCUGAGAUUCCUGUGGCCCACAAAAUAAGCCAAACUUCGGAACAGCUUCUACUAAAACAGGCGGUCAUCUCCUCCUUUAAAAAGAACACCGCUGCUGCUACUUCUGAUGAUGAGGCGGAACACUGCGUUAAGGAAUCGACUCCAUCAGCCGCAAAGGCUGAGAUAGCUAACGCUACAGAAAGCGCCGCUAAAAAUAAUAGUCAACUUAAUGACUCUGGCACCACCGAAGUUUCCAGCGCUUCUUAAAUCUCUCCACAUGUUUACACAUCAAGUUCCCUUGCGGAUAUAUCCUGCAUUGUGUACCUACGGUGGCUGAUGAUUCCCGGGUUGAUAUGACCUUGAAUAUCCCUAGUGCUUUCCUUUAGCUCAAUAACUACGCGAUAUCAAACACUCUUAUACGUGCUAAGCUUUUUCACCCGAACAGUCCGAUUGACCCAGUUCUAUGUCCCUGCUACCUAAGCCCCCAAACUUCUGCCUAGCGUGUUCUGUUACUACUUAACCUGUUUCACUGCUUUCUCUCUUUGGCUCUCUAACUUGCUGUAUGGUUUAUGGUUAUCGUAUGUCAAGCAUGAACAGAUUUGUUGAUGAACCGCAACGCCCCAGUCCCUAGUGAUGGAGAGUAAUGAGCAACAUGGGAAUACGAUGCUGAUGGCUUAUGUCUUUUGAACGGUCUGACUUUAUGGCUUGCUUUUCAAUUUCCGCUACUCAUGUGAAGGGAUAUUUUGCGAAUGAUCUGCGUUGUCUAUCAUGGUGUUCGACAGUUGGUGCUUAGUGAGAUUCUGCCUCCAUUUUGAAUUCUGCCGUUUACUCGUUUAAAUGGUACUUGGUAUUUGCAGG